Messenger RNA from Temnothorax curvispinosus, 5822 nucleotides. RefSeq names its product sn1-specific diacylglycerol lipase alpha (gene inaE). The transcript has 17 exons. The coding region runs from base 1293 to 4535 and encodes 1080 amino acids. Gene Ontology annotation, cellular component: dendrite membrane; postsynaptic membrane. NCBI's taxonomy places the organism in Eukaryota, Metazoa, Arthropoda, Insecta, Hymenoptera, Formicidae. Gene Ontology annotation, biological process: lipid metabolic process. The record is from RefSeq and is a predicted model, not a curated record.
GUGCACGGUUCAGUCAGUCGCGCCUCGGGGUGGUUCGAUCCUGGUGUGUGUCUCGCCGCUUCGUCGGUGUGUGCCAAGAUGUGCUCCUCUCGCGGUGGUGGCGGCGCGGACGCAUCGUGAUUACGCGCCCUUGCGGCACGUGGCCGGUGGUAGCGUACGCUGUGUACGCGACUGUCGCUGACGAGGUGAUUUCGAUAUCUCAUUUAAAGGAGAGAGAGAGAGAGAGUGUGUGUAUGUGUGUGCGUGUGUCGAACGGGACAUGACGUUAAGGAGGCACGAAGUUCCGCGGCGAUCGCGGAAAGACCCGGUAGCGAUCGGUCUACCCUCUUCCGUCAACUCUCUUCGCGGACCUCGAUAACGUACCCAGUGGACCGAGAGAGGGAGAGAGAGAGAGAGGAGAAGAGAGGAGGUCGACGCUGUUCCGCGAUUUUUACGUCGCGGAGACGGAGAGGAACGGAGUGUUCCUCUUUCGUGGGGGAGGAGGGCACGCGGGAAGCGUGCUACUCUUCGGGAAGAAACGCGUCCGCAUAAGCAGGCGCAUUCGACGAGCGCGAGGGGAUAAAGGGACGCCGGGGAUCGCGCCGGUGAUAUCGGUUGCGCGGCUGACGGAACCGACGCCGAGCGUCGGCCGAGCGCCGACACGGCGCGCGGCGUCGUCGUCCACGCAGUGUGAGCGCGCGCCCCGCGCCGAAACGCGUGGCGAUCUUCGGCUCUGAAAAACUCGGAGGAGCUCGGUCAGGUGGCCAUCGAUCUCGGGGGACAACGGAAUUAAGAGUGCCGCCGUUGGGGUUCCAAGUAGUGUCAUCCACCUCUGCGGGAACCUUCGGUGGAAAAGCUCUUGCAGAACGUUGAAGAACAUCGAGUGCCCGGUGUCGAUUGACCGUGAUCGUUGCCCAGUGUUAUCGGUGAAUAAUUAGUGAGUAAUCGGGCGACGAUUAUAUUCGCGCCGAGCGGCGCGAUGCGGCGCCGUGUCGCUCGUCGGCACGCCGUCGGUGGUAGCCGUCGGGAGGAGGCCGUCACGGCGACGUGCGGCGUCGUCGGCAGGGCCGCCGAAGGAUGGACGACGAACGCGAUAAGAGUCACGGUUACAUCAGCUGUCAGUGCGCUCGUCGGCGCGGCACGCGACGCCGACGUCGGCGUCGCCGUCGAUCGCCGCUGCUUACUUGCCGCGAUCGCCGGACAGUACGGGCGAGUCGCGCGGUGAUUCGCGUGUGAGGUGGAGGACUCGCGAUCGCCGGCACCUUGGAUGGAAGACGACGACGACGAAGGCGGCGACGACGACGCGACGCGAGAUGCCUGGAAUCGUGGUGUUCCGACGACGCUGGAGCGUCGGCAGCGACGACCUCGUCGUGCCCGGCGCUUUCCUCUUCAUCCUGCAUCUCAUAUGGUUGACAGUGCUAGGUGUUCUACUGGGGAUUCUCGAGUGGGAUCGUAGCGAUACCUGCAUUCUUUUCUUGUGGGAAUACGUGAUCGGAUAUGAAGGUCUUUUCGUGGUCUGCAUGGCGGUGGAAUUCUCCAUCUGCUUCCUGGCGACGAGGGGCAGCAUCCUGGACACAACGGCGAGAGCGCCGAUGCAGUACGUCCUUUACUUCCGACUAUUCUUGGUACUGGUCGAGACCGGAUGGCUGUGCGCAGGUGUUACUUGGCUAGUGCAUUAUUAUCAAACCUGUCCAGUGGACCAAGCUAAGGAUGUUAUGCUAGGUUUGGUGAUAUCGAAUUGGUGCUUGCUGGCGUUGAUGAUGGUGACCAUUUGGUGCACAUACGAUGCCGCUGGCAGGUCCUGGGUGAAGAUGAAGAAGUAUCAGCGCAGCAUGAGGGAGGCAGAAUCGAGGGGGGCAAGAUUGCAUUACAAACGCAGCGGCAGCAGAAGUCGAAAUUGGCGUCAACGAAAAGUUAUACGUGCCUACCAGGACAGCUGGGACAAUAGGUGCAGAUUGUUGUUCUGCUGCAUGGGUAAUUCCGACCGCAAUCGAAACUCGUUCGCCGACAUCGCCCGGUUGCUGAGCGACUUCUUCCGCGACCUGGACGUGGUGCCAUCGGACGUGGUAGCUGGUCUGGUGCUGCUCAGAAAAUUUCAAAAGAUCGAGCGCGAGUUGAUAGUUAAGCAGCGCAAGAACGACACGUACGAGUUCCUGUCGGGAGUGCCGGUCACUCCGCGCACAAAGUUCCUGUCCCUGACGGAAGACGGAGACUUGGGCCACUUCCAGUUGGCCAUCCAUUAUAUGCACUUUGCCCUCGCCGCCUACGGUUGGCCCAUGUUUCUCAUCGAUCCCUCCACCAAAAUCUGCCAGUUAUGCACCAGAUUGCAAUGUUGCCACUGCCUUCCGUGCGGCUCUCAUCACGAGGACAUCCCAACGAUCAUCGAGGACAAUUGCUGCCGAUGCAAUUACGCCGCCAUGAGCAAAAUGCUCGACUUUGGGGAGAUCGAAGUCGUCUAUACGACCUUUCACGUUGACGUUGGCGAGACGCCGUUCUACGUCGCGCUCGAUUACACCAAGAGAAAGAUCGUGAUCAGUAUACGAGGGACCUUAAGCAUGAAGGACGUGCUGACGGACUUGAACGCCGAGGGCGAAGUGUUGCCUUUGUCGCCGCCGAGGGAGGACUGGUUCGGACACAAGGGGAUGGUGCAGACCGCCGAAUAUAUACGCAAGAAGCUGCUGGAGGAGGACAUUAUCGGGCGUGCUCGCGCAAAGAAUUCCUCUAGGGGUACGCAUCAAUUUGGGCUGAUCUUGGUGGGACACUCGUUGGGUGCUGGCACGGCGGCGAUCCUCGCGAUCCUGCUGAAGCAGGAUUACCCGGACCUGAUGUGCUUCUCAUUCGGGCCACCCGGUGGACUGUUGAGUAUGCCUGCCCAGCAGUACACGCAGGAAUUCAUUACCUCGGUGGUGGUGGGCAAGGACGUAGUACCGAGAAUCGGGCUUCGACAGAUGGAAAGUCUGAGGGCGGACCUCAUCAACGCUAUAAAGAGAAGCGUCGAUCCUAAGUGGAAGACAAUAGCGUGCUCGGUGAUGUGCUGCGGCUGCGGGUCGACACCCACGUCGGCGGCCAACCUGGAGGCCGGUGGUUGCAUCAGCGAAUACCAGCGGGACAAGGACCGGGCGCGCGCACAGACCAUAGUACCCAGCGAUUCCAGCAUCGCUCUGACUCUGCACAGGCCCCUAUAUCCGCCAGGACGGAUCAUACACGUGGUGCGACAUCAUCCGAACAAGGGCGAGCAGAAGUAUGAGACGCAUUGGAGACAAGUGUUGAACAAGCACGACCCGGUGUACCAGGCAUUGUGGGCCAGUCCAUGCGAUUUCGACGAGGUGCUGAUCAGCCCGGUGAUGAUACAGGACCACAUGCCGGAUAACAUGUUACGCGCGUUGAACAAGGUUGUGACGACUCUGGGGCCGGCGAAGCCGCAGCGGCUGGCGUCCUCGACGGAGGGGUCGUCGGAGGCGGCGCGCGACCACCAGACGAUCGAGGUCCACGAGCUGGAGCUGCAGGAGCAGGAGAUGCGGGCCCUGCUGUCGCCAUCCAGCCCGUCCAGGUAUCAAUUGGGCCACCUAGCCGGCACGCCGCCGCACCGGCUCUGCCUGGAGACGAGCUUCACGUCGCUGCAGAGCCCGACGGACAUACCGCAGGCCGGUCGCGAGCUCAGCGUGGACUCCCGGGGUAUCCCGUGGGAGUACGUCAGCCUCGCCAGUGAGCUGCUCCACACGCCCCGGCCGGAAGACGGCAAACCACCGAGCCGUUGGGACGACCCGACGCGCACCGCACCCUUGGCCACGCCGGAGACGCUGUCGGAGGCGUCGACGAGCAGUCCGCCGUCGCCGGAAGUGCCGGCGCCCAGGCCGAUGCGACGCACCCCCAAGAUCCCGGGAAACUUGUCGACGGCGGCGGACGACCUGAAGAAUAAUCUGCACUACGCGAUGCUCUCGGCGAAGAACUACUUCCUGAGGACGGGGGAGCACGCGGGGGGCAGCAACAACGGCAGCAGCAGCGGCAACAGCGAGGCGAGUUACGAGAGCGCCAGGAGCCUGGCCGCCGCCGGUCUUCCGCCGCCGGUCCCGAGACGACGGGACUCCGUUAUCGUUAGGAGAGAACAACGGACGUGCACAGCAGCGUGUUGCAGGGACGAUUUGUCGGAGAACUCGUCGACCCACACGUCGUCGCACUCCUCGAGAGUCUCCCAUACCUCGCAUCGCGUCCAGGUGGAGUUCAACGAGGAGGAGAAUAACACCAACGGGUCCAGCUUGGAUUUCUACGAGGCGAAGGGUUCCUGCGGCCAGCGCGACAGUAGCAACGACGUCUUUCUUAGCGUGCGUAGUUCACCGGAGUGCAAAGGACUCAUGGCACCGGCCACGGAUCUAGGUGCCGAAUGGAAGAAAGGAAUCGAUGCUACAGGCGUGGGCGGCGACGCAUCGUUACCGCUUCUCCGAGGCCUGUCGCCCACACCGACCCCCGGUCAACACAGCUCGCCAUUCUUCAACGCCAAGCGGAAAAAAUACGUGUAUCCCAUUACGCUGGUGGGACGAGGAGAGAGCAGCGUCUAGUCAUAGAUUCUAGAUAAAUGCUGGACAUAAUCAACGAUUGUGAGUGAAGUCCUUCACUCGACAAACAAUCGUAAUGGAGGAAAUAAAAUAAUGGUAUCGCGCUCUGUGCGACUCGUGUAUGAUCCUCUUUAACUUCGACUAGAAGGAAUAUUUAUUGUGAGAGAACUUUUUAGCUCAGCGAAUUGAAAUAAAAUCAAUCGAGGACCAUGAGGCACGAUAACAGUAGUCAGAAGUAGGCGUUUGGAUAUAUGUGCCAAAUUCUUCUUCUUACCAAUUUCCUCUUCUUCCUCAAUCUACGAAUUUCUCAGGUAAUCAACCUAAACGGCAGUCUAAAAAACGUAUGAACGUAGGACAUCUUUGAAAUGCGUUUUUACGUCGCUUUUGCGCAUUUGCGAUUGUCCAUCUUCGAUUUACAGAUUUAAACAUACUUUCUUCGAUCAUUGUCCCGUCUUGAUACGAAUGUUUCGACUAGCAACGCAUUUCUUCGAGGUAUUACAGUUUGAUAAUCUUACUGUAAUAAUCACAAUUAUUAAACAAUAACUCGUUCAAACGGGAUUGCUUAAAUAUCAAUAACAAGAAGGUACUUGUGCAUGUUCCUAAGGACAAUGUUGAACAAUAGUCGAGCGAUUAUUUUAACAAUUAAUUAAUGAAGCUGGACGUUAAUUAUGCAAUAUGAAAUUAUCCAUCUUUUAGAGGAGGAUUUUCAAUUCUAUAUCAGAAAAGCUAUUCCUACUCUCGUCUAGUGUCAGAGAGAAAUACAUUUCUGCAACUAACUAUAAAUCUCUUGAUCGAGAUUAAAAUAUGUACUGCAUAUCGCAGUAACGGCCUAUUUUGUAUCAAUAUCGUUUAUUAAGAUCACAGUAGAAACCAUGAUUUUUAUAUAUUUCUAAAUGGAUUUGUCGAAUAAAAAUCAAAUCUCGCAUAUAUAAUUCUGUUCGAGUUUUUGAUAUAAUUUGUACUGUUCUUAGAACGUGCUUUAACAUACGAAUCGAUAUGGCGUAGUAAUAAUUAUUCAGUACCUUUUUAUUACACUCUAGUCAAAUCUCUCGAGUUUGACGAUGAUACUUAGGGCGAAUAAAGAAAUACUUCGCGAAACGUUAUCGCGAUUAUAUAUAGUCAAAAGGAAAUGCGAUUGUCAAGUAUAUGACCUUUCUUGAGGAUAAGCUUAAGAAUCGGAGUUUUGAUGUCGCUGUACUUAUGUAAAAAAAAAAUAGCACCAAGUGGCAUUUAAAUUCUAGUCAAUAUAACGUAUGCUUAGAAAGUGUAACAUUUAUUGUAACCUUAGAG